Messenger RNA from Anthostomella pinea, 273 nucleotides. Lineage: Eukaryota; Fungi; Ascomycota; Sordariomycetes; Xylariales; Xylariaceae. The record is from the annotation of a GenBank genome assembly.
AUGGCGGGAAUCCAGAUACGGGAAGGCAAAGCGCCUUUUGAGAUCCCAUCAAUUGCUGAGCCAUGUUUCACCUACUACAAGAUCAUCGGCGACCUCGCCAGCGGUGCUCCUCCGGUUGUCGUAGUGCAUGGCGGACCUGGCGCUGGACACGAGUACCUCCUCACAUUUGCAGACCUUUGGUGGGAUGAUGGCCUCCCAGUCGUCUUCUACGACCAGAUAGGCUGCGCCUCCUCGACUCAUCUGCCGCAGAAAGCCGGAGACCAGUCUUUCUGA